This is a messenger RNA of Schistosoma rodhaini, 1654 nucleotides long. The record is from the annotation of a GenBank genome assembly. Lineage: Eukaryota; Metazoa; Platyhelminthes; Trematoda; Strigeidida; Schistosomatidae.
CGUCGAACGUCCCUGUUCGUGACCUGAGGAAGGCGGGUUUUCGAUUUCUUUCGGCGUGAGUCAUGGGCUUUCAAAAUUUCAGAGGGAGAGGGGGUGGUUCACGUGGUUCUCACGGUGGUUUUCGAAGAGGCUCUAGAGGAGGAAGUUUUUCUGAUAAGUUUCAAAGUGGUCCGCCUGAAGAGGUGGUCGAAGUUGGGGUAUUCGCUCAUCCGUGUCAAGAAGAUAUUGUCUGUAAAAUCACAUCUGAAAAAAUACCUUACUCAAAUGCUUCUGUUUAUUUGGCGAACAAAGAGGAAAUAGGCAAAGUUGAUGAAGUUUUUGGUCCAAUUAAAGAUGCAUACUUCUCAAUCAAACUUUCAGAUACACUUAAAAGCAAAUCUUUUCAAGAAGGUGUUAAGUUCUUUAUGGAUCCUGCUAAGUUUCUCACACUUGAUCGCGUGAUGAACCCAAAUUGUAGUAGAGGGCAAAGGGGUGGUCGUGGUCGUGGUGAUCAAAGAGGUGGUCGGGGCGGACAUGAUUUUUCACGUGUUCGAGGAAGGGGGGACUCUCGAGGUGCUCGUGGCGAUUUCCGAGGGGGACGUGGUGGCUCCCGUGGACGGUGGAGUGAUGGAGGUGGUCACAGCAAUCGAGGCGGGUUUCGUGGUGGGAGAGAAAUGAAUGGUCAGCGUGGUGGUGAACGUCACUCGUUCGGAGGAAAACGGGGUGCAAAUUUUUCUGCGUCUAAUACUCCACAAAGUAAAAAAUUCAAAUCAGAAGACUAACUCACUGUUUUUGUACGAUAAAACUUUUACCUGCACUGCUUUUCUUCUAUAUCAAAUCUCGUUCUUUUGCUACAGGUCAUUUAUUUAAGAUUACCCUUUCCUCCUGCUGCGCUACAAUGUCUCUAUCUUUGAACUGGUAGGGAUUUCUAUGUGCAUGGUUUUCAAGAAGCAUUUCUUAAACACCCAACUUAACUUUUGUUAAGGUAUCUUUAAUAAAAACUAGUCAUCCUACAAUAAGUAUAUAUUUAUAGAUUAUCAAAAUUGGUUGUUGCAGAUAAAGUUUACCUGUAUAAUAAUUCUGUUCAAAGGCUCUGAAACGAUGAGAAGGGUCCGAUUUCUAGCCUAUUUUUAAAGUAUCUCAACAAGCUGUUUCUUUUUAUAAAAAAGCAGGUCAACGGAACUUCAUAGACAGGUUGAUGUAUCAGGCAGACUUGUUUCUCUUCCAAUUAAGUCACUUAUUAAUGUCAAGAAAAUAAUUGUUUGUUAGUCUGAGGAUCCUUGUGCGUUGUCCUAGUGGUUAAAGCGUCCAAGGUACGAUUAUUAAGUCUCAGCUUUCAGUCCCACUCCACCUUCGGUUUAGCUUCCUAAUGCUAUCACACUGAAUUGUGGCUCUAAGCCAGCAAACUAAAACGUUAUUUGGUUAGUAAGUAACGAUUUAUCAGCUCGUGAUAACUUCCGAGAUGUUCGGUCGUUGGUCAUCUCUUUAUCUUAAUUUUCUUAGUAAUCAUGUUCUUGGUUUAAAAACCUCUCCAGACAGUCACCUCUAUUUAAUGCAUACAAAUUCGUUGUUCAUUUCCAUGACCUCUAAUUUCAAGCUUACCGAUUAGUCUAGUAUUCCAGUUUUCAGUGUUUAAUAAAUCGGAGAUCAGCAAUUCCGUUUGUUGAUAACGCAG